Molecule: messenger RNA, 1215 nt
Organism: Mesorhabditis belari
Lineage: Eukaryota; Metazoa; Nematoda; Chromadorea; Rhabditida; Rhabditidae
Source: the annotation of a GenBank genome assembly
AUGGGACUCGAGUAUCACAAAUAUAGAAAGAACACGAUGUCAAUACAAAGAACGGGAGGGAAAUGCUCAGCCAAAACGCUUAUGGUUUACAAUUUGUUAUUUUGGGCAAGUGGGAUUGCCUUGCUGCUAAUCGGGAUUUGGGUGCAAGUUGAUCCGAGAAGAAGUUAUGUUCUUCGAUUAGUGCAUCUCUCGGAAAGGGAACCCUAUUUAUAUUGGGUUGCUUGGAUCUGUGUAAUUGCUGGUGCCUUCACUUUGUUGAUUGGAUUCUUGUCAUGUGUGGCGGCGAUCAGAAGGCUUAGAUGCAUGUUAGCUGUGUUUAUGAUUUUCCUGGUGCUGCUCUUUGUUGCCGAUAUCGCGAUCGGAACGCUGGCUUGGGUUUACAGAGCACAAUUCACAUUACCAAAAAUGAAGCUCUAUCUAACGAAUAUGACAAAACAUAAAUAUGGAAGGGAUUAUUGGGUUCAGCCACUCCUCGACAGCAUUCAGUUUUAUCUAAACAGAAACUCGACCCUUGAAACGGCAAUCAAUCGGUUAGUCCGUAGCAAUUAUGGGAUUUACUUGGAGAAACCACAUUUCGCAAGACUGACAGCUGAUAUUGAUCGAUUGCAUUACUACGGUGAAUGCUGUGGUGUCUCGUCGCCGAGAGAUUGGAGUACUUCGAGAUGGAGAGCGAGAAUUGAUGGAAAUGAGCAAAAACUAGAGAUUUCACUUGCCGAGGGAGUCGAAACUGGUGCCCUAUUCCCCGAAUCCUGUUGCACUCUAAUCAAAGAAGCUUCUCCACUUAAUCCAGUAGCCAAAAGUUUGGCUAGAUGCCAAAAAGAAGAUGCGCUCCCAUUUUGGAGACAUCGAAGGCAAUCUUGUUGCGGUGGUGAGAGUCCUCGAGAUUACGAGGAAUCAUUCUGGUUUAUCACUAAUCAUUUGCGAGGGACGAGGUCGUGGAUUCCUCCAUCAUGUUGUAAACAGACACAAGCGGCUCGAGCAUGGAAUAUUCAACCGAUUAACCCGAUGUGUAUCACUUAUUAUUACAACCAAAGCGCGUUUCAAACGUCUGUAAAUACAGAGGGUUGCUACGAAAAGAUGCACAAAUGGUUAAACGAGGUGACUCUCAUGUUUAUCAUUAUUGGAUUUUCUUUUGCUGGAUUGAUGAUGGUCGGCUUAGUGAUAUCAGUGUGUCUCUGCAACAAUAUUCGCUACUAUGUGCAAGUUGAAGAAUAU